Messenger RNA from Guillardia theta CCMP2712, 4692 nucleotides. RefSeq lists its product as hypothetical. The coding region runs from base 1 to 4572 and encodes 1523 amino acids. Lineage: Eukaryota; Cryptophyceae; Pyrenomonadales; Geminigeraceae. The transcript has 12 exons. The record is from RefSeq and is a predicted model, not a curated record.
AUGGCGGAGGGGCGAAGCCUGGACUUCCAUGCGACGAGCUCGCUGAAUCAGGCGCUCAUGGCGAAGCCCGUCUCCUAUGCCAAGGACAACCUUGGGAACAGGGAGGCGCUCGACAAGGCGAAGCACAGGACGGAGGUCGCGGACAUGGGUUGGAGGGAGCGGAAGGAGAAGGAGCAGGCGGAGUCAGAGGUGAGGUACCUCACGAAGACAGCAUGGCAUAUUGGCAGCGGGUACAACUAUGGCGUCGGAUUCACCGACCAACAUGGUUGGAACUCCAUCGGGAGCAACCUUGGCGCCUCGCCUCCUCGGCUGUACGAGUAUGCCGGGCUGACAGUGAGGGAGUUCACCAAGACGAGCGGGCCGUUCAUGCAGGAUCAGAGGAAGGAUGAAAGGAUAGGAGACAUGCUGGUGAGCAAGCAGGAGAGGCAUGAAACAGCGAAGAUGAACACAUCGAAGAACAUCAAGCUGAUCAACGAGUUCCUAGAGCCCUACGUGGUCGAGUACAUGAACCGUGUGAAGUACAAGCUGAAGGAGGACGAAGGAGCGAUCGAGGAGCUCUUCAUGCAGCUCAACGAUGAGUUCCUGACCAGUAUCGACAUGGCGAAGAUCCAGGGGAUCUGGGUGGAGUACCAGGAGCACAGCUCUCUGCGGGAGACCUGGAUCGCUGAGUUCGAGGAGCAGACGGAGCAGUUGGAAAUUCAGAGGGGAGCCCUGGUGCAGAACGAGCUCAAGUCCCUGGGCAUAAUCCUGCUUGACAUCGCGCAUGAGCUGCGGGGGCCUAUAGAGCGCUACCUGGAGGAUGAAGCGUACAAGCAGAACCAUGUCAUCUUGAACAACAGGAGGGCGUAUGCUGAUAUCAUCCAGCGGCUGAGGGUGCACGAGAUCGAGAGGGACAAGAAGGCGAGGAGCAGGUGGGAGCUGCGCAAGGUAGCAUGGUACGAUACUCUCCAUGACCGGGCGGUGGCCAAGUGCAAGGCGACGCUGGAGAGCAAGAACUACUCGCAGCCCAAGAAGCGCGACACGCUGUACGGGGCCCUCAGGUCCCAGCAGACGAUCUUGUUCGAGAGGCGGCUGAACAUGUGGAUGGACUUGCAAAGCCUUGUCCCUCCCUCCCUCACCGUCGACAAGGCCAAGACCUGGACCGAGCAGCUGCAGUCGCUGGACGCGGAGCAGGAGCUGGAGAUCAAGCAGCGCUGCGGGGCGAUCAGGAAGUUCGAGAUCGAGCACUUCGAGGAGAGCAGGAAAGUUAUCGAGAGCAUGAAGAAGGAGCUGAAGGGAUAUGCCGAGAUGACGGACGCUGAGAUGCCCUCGGAGCAGGAGCUGCAGGAGACCUCGGCGGAGUUCGAGGCGUUGAUCACCAAGAGGAAGGAGCUGGGAUUGGAGGCCGUGCGCCAAUGUUCGGAGACUCUUGUGCUACAGCUGGAGUACGUGAAGACCCCAGGGCUCGAGCUGGGGAGGUUGAUCAGCGUAAUUGCAAAGAUUUGCGAAGAUCAGGAUGAGAAGGUGAAGCAGAUGAGGGUCGGGCACACGUCGGAGAUGGAGAGGCUGAAGGAGGAGAACGCGAGCUCGGAGAUCAAGCUGGAGGACGAGUUCGAGUACUGGAUGACGCAGAUGCGGCAAGAUCAGAGCGCCGAAAGCCUCAAGGAAAAGCUGCCCCUUGCCCUCGAUGCCCUCGACAAGAUCAAGGGGGAGUAUCGGCGGUACUACGAGGCAGGGAUGGAAGAGACGAGAAACUUCGAGGAGAAGAUGAGAAGUCAGCUCGAGGAGAUCGACGGGCUGAUCUUGACGCGACUGGCCCUGUCCAACGAGGUGGUUGAGAAGGAGGAGGAGAAGGAGGAGGAGAAGGAGGAGGGCGAAAAGGAGGGAGAAGACGACGAAUCCUUCCUCCUCGACGAUGACGAGGCGGCAGUAGGAGAAGAGUUUGAGUACGUCACACUCGAGUCGAGCAGGAGGAUCUUCGUGCAAGACCGUACCGUCCCCACGCAUGCUCACCAUGGCGUUGGAAUCCUUGAGAUCCCGCGCAAGCUGCCGCAGGAGAUUGAGGAGGAGGCAAGGCUGGCGGAGGAGCGAGCGCAGCAGGAGAGGGAGGCAGAGGCAGAAGACCCUGAGCCAGAGGCUCCCAAGCCCGAGGAGGAGGAGGAGGAGGAGGAGGGCGAAGGAGGCGAGAAGAAGCCCAAGUUCAUCGCGAACGCCAUGGAGUCUCCUCUCAACCCCUUCUCUCCGUGGGGGAACGAGCCUCUGCUCGAGGUCCUCGAGAUUCCCGUCGCCUCCAUCGUUGCGGUGAGGAGGACGCAGAGGAGGGGCCUGCUGGAGUACAAGAGCAGGCACGACAACGAAGCGUUGAAAGUGACGGACGAGACGGUCAAGUCGGAGCAGGAGAACUUGACGGUCGAGCUCGACGAGCGGCUCCGCCGUUGGGCCCCCAGACCCGGGCAGGCGGAAAUGGACGUGUACGAGACUCAGUUCUCGUCGAUGAUCGCAGAAGCUGAGAACGCGCUGCUGGAGCAUCGGGAGGCGCAGAGGAACAGGGUGGAGAGCCUGUCGCAGGCUACUAACACCUCCCAGCUCGCCAACUACCAGCGGCUGGCGAAGCUGGAGUACUCGAGCUUCCUGGAGGCGGCGGGGGAGAGGUUGGAGAGGCUGCGGGGGUUUGCCGGAGAGGCUCUGCAGGGGCUGAAGAAGAUGAACAAGCAGUUCUUGGACAGCUGCCUUGUCUUCGAGGAGCUCGGGGGCCCAGCGGGCAAGGGAGGGCUCUACAACCCAGAAGAGGUCGCAGCGUACCGCCUGUACCUGGACGAGCUGGACGCGGAUGCUGCUGAGCGGCAGCUGGAGUGGAUCAAGUACGGGGAGCAGCUGCUGGAGGGGCACAAGAAGGCUGCUGAGGAGGAGCUGGAGAAGUUCCAGGGGUCGAUAGCGCACGUGGAGACGGACAUCAGGUUGCUGGAGAGCGUGGACAAGGAGAUCAGGACUUGUUCCCUCAUGCAGCAGCAAGAGGUACAGCGGUGCGAGGCCAGGAUGGAGGCGGUGGAGGGGAAGCUGGUGGAGCUGGAGGGGCUGUGUGCUGGGGCUCCGCUCUCCCUGUCCGAGAGCUACAAAUCUAUCAGGCUGGAGGACGAGGAGGAGGAGGAGAAGUACCAGCAAAGUCCCCUCUCCCUCCGCCUCCUCGUCUGCCUCGAGUCGAUUCGCUGGCGGACGCUGCAGAUGGUGAGGUACACAGAGUGCCUGCAGUCGAAUAUCCAGCUGGAGGAGGUAGAGCUCGUUCCUUCACAGCAGCUGCCCCAGCCCGACGUGCCUGAGGAGCUGAAGGAGCUGAUGGAGGAGUCGGAGUACCUGCAGAAGCUGAAGCCGAUCCUCUGGCCCGAGAAGGAGGAAGCGGAGGGCGGGGAGGAGGAGAAGGCAGAGGAGGAGGUUCCGAAGGAGGAGAGCCCAGCUGAGAGGUACGCGGAGGUGCUGAAGUCGCGGGAGGCAGUGGAGGAAUUGGAGGGGACGUUCAAGGAGGCGAUCGAGAAGAUACAGGAGAGGCAGCGGGAGGUCCUUCAGCAGCUCGUGUCCAGCUACUUCGAGGAGCUCGGGGACAGAGAGAUCACGAGGAAGGCCGGGGCUGCCGCGACGACGAGCGAGCGAUACAUACCCGACAAGCCUGAGGACUUCACGGCCAAGAACGAGGCGAGGCUGACGGAGCUCAAGGAGAGCGCCAUGCUAAACAUGCAGAAGAAGGUACGAAGCUUGAGGUCGAUAGUGGCGAGGAUCUCAACGGCCAUGGGGAAGGUGCCCAACGCCUUCUUCCAGAACAUCGCAGAACGUGCAAGGAGGAGGUCGAGGAUGCUGCGGAAGUCGGUGGAGGCGAGAUUCGCGGAGGAGAAAGAGAGAUGGACGGAGCUGAGGGAGGAGAACAGCGUGAAGCUGAAGCCCUCCCUUGGGAACACCAACGCCAGGACGGAGCUCGACGCGCUGUGCGCGGUUGAGGAGGAGAGGCAUCGGCGGGCGAUGGAGGUCACGGAAGAGAGCAUGUUCAAGAGCAUCAAGAUCGAGUCGGACGAGAGCUGGAGCUUCUUCUGCGAGAUCGUGCAUGCAACCCGAGCCCUCCUCCUCCUCUACGACACCAUCGUUCAGCCCGCAGACCUUGUGCCGACGGACGAGGACGUCAUAGCGGUCCGCAAGAGCCUCCUGAGCAAUAUGCGGGAGCACGCGAAGAUCAAGGAGGGGACGGCGGGCAGGGAGCUGCCGGAGGGGAAGGCAUUUCCUGUCAAGUCCUGGAAGGGGAUCCAAGUGGGGGAGUUCGGAGCCAACGCUGUCCUACAGCUGGUGCAUGCUAUAGAGAGAGACUCUUCCAUCACAUCGAAAGAGCUCCUGUCGAAGAUCCGCACGGAGCCCGGGGAGGAGCUGCAGGCAAACGACUCCAUGAAUCAUGCCGUUGCCUUGAAGAUGAGGGAUCGGAACUACACGCAGUUCCGUCUCUACUUCAUCACCCAGGUGGAGAAGAUUCUGCGGGAGUACAGCUCUGUGACAAGAGAAGAGAAGAGAUGGGCGCUCAACUGGUCAUCUCUAGUGCAGUCGUUGAAGAACUCAUGAUAGAUCGUGAGGAGGAGGAUAUCAUCCUCUUUCUCUCUGUGUGAUACUGAUGAAAAUCAAAACAAGAACAUCGGCAACAGCAGCAGCAGCAGCAGCAAGAACAAUACAAUCAUCAACAAC